This is a messenger RNA of Oreochromis niloticus (Nile tilapia), 5040 nucleotides long. RefSeq lists its product as uncharacterized. The record is from RefSeq and is a predicted model, not a curated record. NCBI's taxonomy places the organism in Eukaryota, Metazoa, Chordata, Actinopteri, Cichliformes, Cichlidae. The coding region runs from base 930 to 2861 and encodes 643 amino acids. The transcript has 2 exons. Gene Ontology annotation, molecular function: ubiquitin-protein transferase activity.
UCGAGUUAGUAACUCGAAAUUUCGACUUAGUAACUCGAAAUUAUGAGAAAAAUAACUCGAAAUUUCGAGAAAAUAACUCGAAAUUUCGAGUUAGCUCUGCCAAUCAGUAAUCUACGUGAAUGACGUCAUUUCCUUGUUACCCGGAAGGAUAUGGCACAAAGGCGCGCGCACUCAAAACUGGAUCCUCUCGUGAGCUACAGUGAGCUACAAAUGGCGCCAGGUUCUUCAGCUUUGAAUGCCUUCCUACAAAUGAUAACUGGAUAAAAGGUAUACAAAAACGCUGUGACAGCGAUUGUUACAUACAAAGUUGAAUAGAAUGCAACGUGAGGGUUAACCAAAGGUACCUAUAAGGUUUCUGGUGGUGGUCAGAGGGCCCGGUGGCGCCAGUGUCCGGCAGCCUCGCCUCUGUCAGUGCGCCCCAGGGUGGCUGUGGCUACAAUGUAGCUUGCCAUCACCAGUGUGUAAAUGUGCGAGUCAGUGGGUGGAUGACUGGAUGUGUAAAGCGCUUUGGGGUCCUUAGGGACUAGAAAAGCGCUAUAUAAAUACAGCCCAUUUUACCAUUUAUUUACCAUUUCUGUUACACGCUAAUGACAGCUGUUACGUUUGAUGAAACAGACGUUUUGCUGAAAGCAUGCGUAAUAAGUGUACAGCACUGUAUAAAACAAAAUCACAAAUCACCCAAAACAGGGAAUAUGACUGAAAACUAUAUAAAUAAGGAACAAAACCAAUAAAAAUGUAACCAGAAAACUGAGAAAAUGUGGGAUUGACUGUAUUGUGAUGCAGAUUGUAGUUACAGUGCAAAUGGACACUUAAAAAUGCAAUUCCCACUUCUCCACCAUAGUCAGAUCCCAUAAUGUAGGCACAGAUACUUUGAUGAUAAUAUUGUGGCUUUAUAAUAGAUAAUUUUAAUUUACAUCCUUCCUUACAGCAUGGGAGAGGUGAUUGAAUUCUUGAAACAAAGAGAAGUCUCUGAGGAAAUUAUACAGACCUUGGAGAAUGAGAAGAUUGAUGCCAGUGUCAUAAGUCUAAUGACAGAUGAGGAGCUGAAGACUUAUUUGCCAUCAUAUGGUGAUCGUCUAGCAGUAUUUGGAUUUUGCAGACGGAGGGGCAGCAGCCGCAAGUCAGUGCUUUUUGAACGGCUGAAAUCCAAACUGUCCAAAAGAAAAUUAUCUGAAGAGGAUGGCAGUAGUACACGGCAAGAAGAACAUUCCCAAACAACCCAUAAAAGAAAUGCUCUGAAGAGAAAUAGAAAAAUAGAAAUAGGAUGGAUGCAUUAUGAUGAAGACACUGAGGUUUUCAAGCAGGUUAGAGCUAGACGAGGAGGAGGAACAAGAAAAAUAGACAUUUGCAAGGAUGCCAAGAAAAGGGACAUAUUACAGGUUGCAACAGGCCUGUUCUUUCCAGAUGGAGGAAACAUUCAGGGGCCCUUAACAGAUUUUGACUGUGAUCUAAAGGAUUAUCAAGAGAUGAUAGUCGAUGAUGCAUUGACAGUAGGAGAACUUUAUCAUGUCACAAAACUAAAUAUCCUCAGGUUCUACCUCACCACAAAGAAAAAACAAAAUGACAGCCUUCAGAGUUCCAGCCCAGGUUUGCAUCCAUCUUCAGAAAUUGAAGAGAGUCCUCAAAACCAAACCUCUUCUUUUACUGUCACUACAGUCCAAACAUCUGCUCCAUUUGAAACAAUCAGCCAUGAUGUGACAUACAUUGAAGACACUCCAAACGAUAACCUUCCACAAUCUUCCACGCAGUCUCUAAGUGCUAACACUUCUCACAGCAGUGACAUUAUUUUUGUUGGCCCCUUUUCUGACAGUGAGCCAAUAAAUUUGGAUGACACCCUGAUUUUUUCUCCACACCCUGGUCCAUCCAGUGAGAGAGUGAGGAGAGUAGUGGUGGUCCACAGAGGGCAGGUAAUGUCAGAGCUCAUUUCACAUUUUAGUGAUAAGGACCUUGAAGAUGUCGACAUCAAAAUCCAGUUCGUACUGCCUGAUGGAACACCUGAAAUGGCCCAUGACGAUGGGGGAGUUGUGAGAGAUUGUCUUUCAGAAUUCUGGAAAGAAUUCUAUGACCAGUGCACCACUGGAAAUGUUUGCAAGGUGCCCUUCUUAAGGCAUGAUUUUGGGCAACAGGAGUGGGAGAGUGUGGGCAGAAUCAUUGCAUUUGGAUGGGUUAGAGAGAAAUAUUUGCCUGUGAAAAUUGCACCUGCCAUUCUAGAACAAGCUGCCUUUGGAUAUGUAAAGAGUGAUAUUGUGGAGGAUUUCCUUAAGUUCAUGCCUGAAUCUGAGCGUACAGUGUUAGAGGCGUGGCGAUCAGACUUUAGCAUCGUGGACCAAGAAGAACUUAUAGACAUACUUGAUAACCACAGCUGCAGAAAGAUACCAACAGCCUACAAUGCCACUGAAGUCCUAUUGGAGCUUGCACACAAAACACUUGUCCAAGAGCCUGCCUAUGUUAUUGAACAGUGGGCAAGAACACUCAGCACUGCAUGGGAAAGCAUUUGUGAUCUAUCGUCACUUUUUGAAACUCUCCAACCAAAUGUGAGAAAAGUUCUCAAGUGUCUCACUUUCCCUGAAACAAUGACGGCUCACCAGAAGCUGAUUCAGAAAUAUCUAACUACAUAUGUGAAGAAUGCUGAGAAGGAACAUUUGUGUUUGUUCCUCAGGUUUUGCACAGGUUCAGAUUUACAUCUUGGAAAGAACAUCAUCAUUGGGUUUAACGAACUUAAAGGUUUCCAGAGACGACCUGUGGCACACACAUGUGGAUGUGUACUGGAGCUGUCGAUAAAUUAUGACAGCUAUCCUGACUUCAGAUCGGAGAUGAACAGUGUGUUGGAAUCAAAUGUGUGGGUCAUGGACAUUAUCUAAAGGUUUGAUUCACAGACAAUGGCUUAAAAGCCAUUGUUGUUUUACAACAAAUUAUAUUUGAGUUGUGAACUAAAACUAAAGUGUUCCCAAGUGAAUGUCACAUCAAAGGUUUCAGGUGUUUAAAAACUGAGUUCUAAGAAAAAGUCUUUGGUGAAAUACCACUGUAAUGUAAUUUGAGGUACUUCUUUGUCUUUGCGUUUUCGUAUUACAACUGAGGCAAUAUUUUUCUAAACACUUGUGAAAUGCAUUUCUGCAGAGGUCUCAAAGUGGAAGUCUGGAGACCAUUUAUAAGAACUCCCAUUUCCUCAGUCAGCAUGUGUGCAUGUGAACAAUCAAAGCAGUUUUCCCACCUUUUAUUCAAUUUUCUAUUAUUUGAAUCCAAAAUCAACUUAAAAAAUGCAUUAGGUUAAUUUUAAUUUGUCAAAUUUUAUUAAUGUAAUGUCACAAGAUGACAUGUAUUCUAGUGGCUCACCAGAAAAUUUGAGAUUGAGACCCCUGCAAUAUGUAGUAUGUAGUACAUGUAGGAGAUAUAUUCAAUAUCUCCUACAUGUUUUAUUAUUGUGCACACAUUUUACAGUUUACAAGUCAGGUUUUAUUAUAUCAUUGUAUUUUAAUACAGUUAUGUUCGUACAGUUCUGUUUAGCCAUCUGGGUUAUGUUGACUUUUGCUAAAUUGAAUGGCCAUAAGGAACACCUAUAUGCUUUUAUUUGGGAUUUCUGUGAAAUCAGCAAUUGCUGAGCUGAAGGUUGACUUUUGGUUGGCUUUUCCUGAUUUUUGUGAUGGAAAAAAACCCUUGUUUAUCAUAGCCCCCUUUUUUUAAACUGCAUAGCAGAUGGGGUAGUUAUUUAAAAGAUAUUUUCCUAUAUUUGUUUUCAUCUUCGAGCCUAAUGUAUUUGCUUCAUAGUGGUUUUAGACCACACUGUUCUUAUUCUUUAAGUAAUUGUAGGAUAUUGUUAUCAGAUCUUGCCAUAUUAUCCUCAAUCUCUUCUUAUUGUCCCAUUCUGUUUUUAGAAAGUUUGUAUUUUUAAUACUAAUUGAAGUUUUGCACAAAAUAUUGCAUAUUUUUGUUAUGUGUAUUGUCUUACUUUUUCCAAGUCUUGUGCUUGCAAUUUGAUUUUUAUAAGAGUACUUUAAGGUUUUUUGUGUAACUGUAAAUACAGUACAUAUAUUAUUUGCUUUAAGAUAAGAUGAUGGCAAAAGAUCUGUGUUUUAUAAUAAAGUGUUCAAUGAGUCAAAUUACAUCUUUCAUUUUGGUAAAUUCUGGGUUUUUAUUAUUCUGAGGCACAAUCUGAAAAAAAAAAACAUAGGUCCAUAAAUGUCCAUAUGCUAAAAAAUAUAUAAUUAUACUGCCCAUAAUCAGGAAAACAGUCAGUAUAUAUACAAAAGUCUCAGCAGUAAAAAAAAAAAAAAUGACAAUGAAAAAAAAAUUACUGCUACAUAACCAGAUAUUUCAAAAUAUCAAUAAUUACUAAAAUAAAAAGAAAGAUAAAAAAGCAUAUUUACAAAAAGUUGAAAUCAUAAUUCCAAGGUGACAUUCGUUGCAUAUCCUUUAUGACGUCCUCCAAAUAGCAGGUUUAACAGACAUUGUGUACAUGUGUUUUAAUAAUAAGGUUUUUAACGCAAAAAAAUGGUUUGUUAAUUGAAAUAAACCAUCCAAAAAAAUAAAUUAAAAAAAACCCUCCAAAAAUUAAAUACAAUUUUUAUAGCCUUUUUCACUUGGCCCUGUUUGUGAAAUACAUUUUCAGGCCCUCAAAACCCAUGUAUGUGUGCCCCCAAAACGACAACCAUCCAUGAAUUAAUAACUCAUAAAAGGUUAGAGUUUAAAUAUCAAAAUACAGCAUUAAAAAAGUGUCUUUUGGGGUAAUAUUUGUUGCAGACAGCAAAUGUAGCAAAAUUAAAACCAAACAAAAGGGGGGGUGUGCCCUAAAUAUCCCUAGAUGUCCCUGAAGGACAAGGGUCAAAGAAUGUGUUUUUGCCACCUCAAUCAAAUGCAUAAUGAUGUCUAACCUUUAAGGCAAAAGCUCCAACUCAGUAAGCAUCAACUGCCUUAGCUUUACAUACAGAUCCACUGUAUGAAACACAUCAUCUGAGAAGUCCAGGUUAUGUUCUGACAUGAGUUCUACACAGAGAUGAAAAACAUCCUCUUCACAUGGAAAGUCUUUGAACACGCAUUCUUCAA